Molecule: messenger RNA, 2035 nt
Organism: Annulohypoxylon truncatum
Lineage: Eukaryota; Fungi; Ascomycota; Sordariomycetes; Xylariales; Hypoxylaceae
Product: PLC-like phosphodiesterase
Exons: 1
Coding region: 150-1898 (582 amino acids)
Biological process (GO): phosphatidylinositol-mediated signaling; lipid metabolic process
Molecular function (GO): phosphatidylinositol-4,5-bisphosphate phospholipase C activity
Source: RefSeq, a predicted model, not a curated record
GGUAGUUCUGAAGCUACGUAAGCUUACCUCGGUGUGUUCCAGGGUUUUCCCUUAAUCAUAAUGUGUAGGAUCGUCUUUCUCUUCUUGUCCUUUUCACCAUUUCCCCUAGAAACUUGACAAUUUGAAUAAUUACACCAAUAGAUCCUAUCAUGGCUGAGUCACUCGUCUCCCAUUUUGCUAAGCUAAACCCUUUAUCGAAAAUUUCGUCUUCGGAAUAUGAUGAAGACGUUGGCCAAGAAAUCGAUAACACCACCAUCGCAGGGGGUGGUCGUGGUGCACGGCAGACUGAUAUUACGAAGAACCAGUUGAGAGUCAGCCAUGCGUUGAAGUCGUUUCUCGUCAGAGAAGAUAUUCUGCCGGAGGAAGAAGUUGGUUUAGAAUCGGAAGAGCCUGGCGAUGGCUUGAAAGCUUUACUCAACAAGUCGCAUAUUAACGUUCCCUUUGAAGUUACGGACAGAUCUUAUCCGCUCCCGGAAUACUUCAUUAGCUCCAGCCACAACACUUAUCUUCUAGGCCACCAACUUGCCGGUAAAUCCUCCGCCACAGCUUACGAGACAGCGCUUAACACUGGAUCCCGCUGCGUCGAGAUCGACGCCUGGGACAACGAGGAUAACGAAGAAGAGCCCAAGGUAACUCAUGGAUAUACCCUAGUUUCUCACAUCCCAUUUCGUGCUGUAUGUGAAACUAUCCGCGAUGUCGUUGAUAGGGAAGCUGUGCAAUCUAGCAACGCACAAGGGUAUCGGGCCGCACCGAUCAUGCUUUCGCUGGAGAACCACUGUGGAGCACGCGGACAGCUAAGGCUAGUUGAGAUCAUGAAGGAAGUCUUCGGGGAUCGUUUACUGAGUAAAGCCGUCCGAGAGAAAGGCCAUCGCGAGCAAGAGGGUAGCAGUGAUCCGGUGACGCUGGCAGAACUCGGAUCUAAAAUAGUCUUGAUCGUCGAAUACCAUUUACCCGACGAGGCGGACGUGAGUGAUGAAGAAAAUGAUACCAGCCCCGAAGAUGAAGAACAGAGACAGGCCCGAGUAUCUUAUCUAGCUAAGAAGAAAGCCACGGCUUCUAGUUCCAUCGUCCCGGAACUUGCGGAACUGGGUGUUUACGCCCAGUCUGUCAAACCAAAAGACAACUCUUGGUUUGAGGGUGUCCUCAAGGACGGCCCCCACGACCACUUAAUCAACGUAUCAGAGACGGGGCUCGCGUCCUGUAUGCCUGGUUCGAGUCAGAAAAUUGCCGAACAUAACUCUCGCCAUUUAAUGCGCGUGUUUCCAAAAGGCACACGUAUCACGUCAAAGAACUUGAAGCAGGUUCCAUUCUGGGGAAUCGGAGCGCAUAUUUGCGCCAUGAACUGGCAAACAUUCAAUGCUAGCAUGCAAAUCAACGAGGCUCUCUUCAGCGGCACCGAUGGUUACGUUUUAAAGCCGGCGGCCUUACGAGCGGGCGGUAGUAUGAACAUCAAUACAGGCAGGAGAAAGAGGUUGCAGUUACACAUCGCGGGUGCAACAGACAUUCCCGUCCCCGAGGACGUAGAUAAGGAUGAUGUUAAGCCUUACGUCACCUGCACGAUUGUUCAUACUGAUGAACUAAGAGGUGAUCAUCCCAAGCGCAAGACUGGCGCCUACAAGCAGCAUAAGCUCGGCUUCCUGCAUAGGGGUGAAAACCCACCACCGACUGAUCCAAUUUGGAACGAGAUACUCGAGUGGGAGUACGAAGACAAUGAAUUGGUAUUCCUACGUAUACUUAUCAAGAAUGAUGUUAGCUUCGCGGAGAAUCCUGUCUUCGCUGUUGCUGCGGUGAGGCUUCUAUACGCCGUCCCGGGUUGGAGCUUCAUCCGCAUGUUGGACCUAAAGGGACGAGAAACAACGUGCUCCUUGUUGGUUAAAUUCAGUGUACAUGAUAUCUGAUGGAAAUGAGAAGAGAUUUUCUGGCAGCCCCAGACCCGCGGUAGUAGGAUCAGAUUAAACCCAUGUACGGUACGCUGCGAACAUAAAGAUCAAAUAACAUUCAUAACAAUCAAAUUGAUUACUAAACCAAACAGAAA